This is a messenger RNA of Maniola jurtina (meadow brown), 1737 nucleotides long. RefSeq names its product gonadotropin-releasing hormone receptor (gene NGR-A21). Gene Ontology annotation, biological process: neuropeptide signaling pathway. Gene Ontology annotation, molecular function: corazonin receptor activity. Gene Ontology annotation, cellular component: membrane. The transcript is spliced from 6 exons. NCBI's taxonomy places the organism in Eukaryota, Metazoa, Arthropoda, Insecta, Lepidoptera, Nymphalidae. The record is from RefSeq and is a predicted model, not a curated record. The coding region runs from base 236 to 1534 and encodes 432 amino acids.
GAUGCGUUGUGUUUUUUGUGAAUUCAUUUUACGACAAUGUUUUGAUGCUUGCUCUGAGAAUCUUGUCAGCCCAAGUAUUAAAUUACUUUUAAAUUGAAGUGGAAAACUAAUUGAAGACUUUUUGUGAAAUAGUGUUUGGGAUAGAAUUUUUAACAGGUUUAUUUUUUCUUAUUGCUGAGGAAAAACAUACACAAAUAUUUCAAACGAGGACAUCAUUGAGUACGCAUGACAAAACAUGGGAAGCACAGGCAACAAUACCACAUUAUAUGAUGAUAACAUACUUUAUACGAGCGAGUUCGCAGUUCAAAGCGAGUACAGCGAUAUAUUAGCGGGGGUGGAUCGAUGGCCGAUAGAGAAAUGUUUGGAAGCACAUCUAACAAACGGCACUAUAAGCAAUGAUCUAACAAACAGCGUGUACGUUUAUAACGGCACUAGGAUCACGUGUUUGGAGCACGCCCCAAUAUUAACUAAAAGCACCAUAAUAAGAGCUAGUGUACUCUGCGUAAUGGCCCUUUUAUCAUUGUUAGGAAACUUUGCGACUAUGAUAAGUAUUCAAAGAAGCAAAAGAGGUCGCAGAAGAGCCAGGCCAUCGUGGACGGCUAUAUAUAGUUUGAUAUUCCAACUAAGUAUAGCGGAUUUAUUAGUUACAGUCUUCUGUAUAGCGGGAGAGGCUGCUUGGUCGUUUGCUGUGCAGUGGUACGCGGGAAACAUAGCGUGCAAGCUGUUCAAAUUCUUGCAAAUGUUUGCUUUGUACUUAAGUACAUUUAUACUGGUGCUGAUCGGCGUAGAUCGAUGGCUGGCCGUUAAAUAUCCGAUGAAGAGUAUGGCCACGGCUUCAAGGAGUGUCAGACUGGUGACUAUUGCUUGGACACUAAGUUUUGUUCUAAGCUUGCCUCAAACCGUCGUCUUCCGAGUAGCGAAGGGACCGUUUGUUGAAGACUUCUACCAAUGUGUGACUCAUGGUUUUUAUACUGAACGAUGGCAAGAGCAAGCAUACACGACGCUGUCUCUCGUGUUUAUGUUCAUCCUACCUCUCAUCAUUCUAGUCUCCACUUAUGUAUCUACUGUAAGGACUAUAGCUAAAAGCGAAAAGGUGUUCCAACCAGAAGUGACUCGACAGGAGAAAUAUUUGACACCCGACGUCAACCGAAGGAGGCUAAUAGAUAGAGCGAAAAUGAAAUCUUUAAGGAUGUCUGUGGUUAUUGUAGCAGCUUUCAUGAUAUGGUGGACGCCGUACUAUGUGAUGAUGAUAAUGUUCACAUUCCUCAAUCCUGAUAAAGAUCAAAGCGAAGAUCUACUAUCGGGGAUAUUUUUCUUUGGCAUGUCAAACAGUCUAGUCAAUCCCGUCAUAUACGGGGCCUUUCAUUUAUGGCCAAAGAAGAAAAGAUCGCGGCACAGUGACAGGGAAUCUGGUGGUCAUCAUGCAUCCAUACUUCGCCGUGGAGACCACACCUCGUCAGUGAGACUGACAACCAUCAGGUCACUCAGGUCAUCGGCCAAGUAUUCCAAUGGACAGAAUAUGAAUUUAUUGUAACCUAUAAGUAAUAUAGGGGUCAAUCCUCCUACAAUUAUUGCCGAAGAAUCUUGUUAGUGUGAUAUAAAAGCUAGUCAUUAUCAUAAUAAUUUAAUAUAGUGAGUGUAAUAAGAAAAAGAAAAUAUACUUAGAAUACGGACUUACAUAGACUAUGUUUUAUACAAUACUUUCCAUGAACGUAAAUGCGUACUUAAGUGUAAGUA